AUGAAGUUCUCCACCGCUGUUGUUCUCGCCGCCUCGGCCUCCAUGGCCGCUGCCUACACCACCGCCGACAUCCCGGCCUGCGCCAUUCCUUGCAUCCAGGACGGUGCCCCCAAGGUCGGCUGCGAGGUCACCGACGCUGCUUGCCAGUGCAAGAAGCAGGAUGACCUUGCUGCCGAGGUCAUCGGCUGCAUUUCCGAGAAGUGCACUGCUGAGGAGGCUAUGGAGUCCUCCAAGGUCUCGGCCAGCAUCUGCGAGGACCUGAACAGCGGCAAGACCACCGACGCCUCGUCGAGCAGCACCAAGACCAGCAACUCGACCUCCUCGGCCAUCAGCACCCCCGUCAGCACCCCCGGCUCCGGCUCCGGCUCCGGCGCCACCCCCACUCCUUCGUCGACCAACGCUGCUGGCAUCCUCCAGGCCGGUGGCUUCGCCGUCGGCAUGUCCGCCGCCAUGGGCGCCGUCAUGCUCCUCCUCUAA
This is a messenger RNA of Lasiodiplodia theobromae, 477 nucleotides long. RefSeq names its product Cfem domain-containing protein. Bases 1 to 477 code for a protein of 158 amino acids. The transcript is spliced from 2 exons. NCBI's taxonomy places the organism in Eukaryota, Fungi, Ascomycota, Dothideomycetes, Botryosphaeriales, Botryosphaeriaceae. The record is from RefSeq and is a predicted model, not a curated record.